Messenger RNA from Aegilops tauschii subsp. strangulata, 1457 nucleotides. RefSeq names its product cytochrome P450 89A2. The record is from RefSeq and is a predicted model, not a curated record. Lineage: Eukaryota; Viridiplantae; Streptophyta; Magnoliopsida; Poales; Poaceae. Gene Ontology annotation, cellular component: membrane. Gene Ontology annotation, molecular function: oxidoreductase activity, acting on paired donors, with incorporation or reduction of molecular oxygen, NAD(P)H as one donor, and incorporation of one atom of oxygen; iron ion binding; heme binding.
AGCUCGAUCGUUCAGUCAAAAUGGAGCUCCUUACGCUUCUUGCCACUGCUUGCUGCCUCCUCCUAGCUGCCGUAGCUCUCCGGCGAAGCACUAGGCGAGCCCAUGCCCGCAGGACCCUCCACCGUGUCCAUGACGCCGCUGUGGCCCAUCGGGCACUCAACAAGAACGCGGACGCCUUCUUGGACCGUGCUGAAGGCUUCUUCCCCGUUGUCCUCGGCACGGGGCUCCGCCGCGGCGUGCGGAACGAGACGAUUGUCACGGCAUCCCAUGGCCCCCACUGGCGGGCGCUCCGCUGCAACCUCAGCGCCGACGUCCUACACCCGUCCCGCGUCGCUUCACUGGCACCGCUGCAGCAGGAGGCCGCCCAGGCCCUCGUCGCCGGCCUGUUCGCCAAGGUCCAGGGCGAGGCCGCGUCUGUUGUUGUCCGAGGCGACCUGAACCGCGCUGCGUUCUCCCUGUUGGCGCGUAUGUGCUUCGGCGACGGCGUCGACGGGCACUGCGUGGAGUCCAUGGAGCGCGAGAUGCUGGAUCUGCUGGCCACCGUCGGGGAGCUCAUCCCCGUGGUGGACGGCUCGUGGCUGCCCCAGCUCCUGUACCGGAGGCAGCUCACCCACCUCAUGGGCGCCCUCGGCAGGCAGAAGCUGAUGUACCUUCCUCUCAUCGACGCACGGAGGCGACCUGAAUCUCGCGUCUAUAGGGGCGGCGGCGUCGCCUAUCCGUACGUGGACUCACUCCUUGAUCUCCGCGUGCCCAACGGCGAGGGCGGCGGGCGGCGGGCGCUCAGGGACGACGAGCUCGUGUGCCUCGUAUCCGAGUUCCUCGGCAGCGGCUCGGGCUCCACCGUGGCCUGCGUGGAAUGGACCCUGGCCCACCUCGUCGACAGACCGGAGGUCCAGGACAAGCUGCGGCGCGAGAUUGACGGCACCGACGGAGGCGCGGUCACCAUCAAGAGCCUUCGCCGCGGCAUGCCGUACCUGAACGCCGUGGUGCUCGAGAGCCUGCGCAUGCACCCGGCGGCGCCGUUCAUGAUGCGCGGGACGCACGGUGACGGAGCCGCGGUGGUGGGCGCGACCAUGGUGCCCAACGGCGACGGCUUGAUGGUGCAGUUCGUUCUAGGCGACAUCGGAAGGGACAGCAAGGUGUGGACGGAUCCGGACGAGUUCCGCCCUGAGCGGUUCCUGGCCGGAGGCGAGGCGGAGGGCGUGGGGCCGUUGCCGGGACCCAAGGAGGUGAGGAUGCUGCCGUUCGGUAUAGGGCAUAGGCACUGCCCUGGCACGAGCUUCGCGAUGCUGCAGGUCAAGUGCUUCCUGGCAGCGCUUGUGCGAGAGUUCGAGUGGGCGGAUGACGACUGUGGGAGUACGGCUGGUGGAGUCGACAUGACGGAGCUGGACGUCUUCUUCAAGGUGAUGAAGAAGCCCCUCUCCGCACGUGUCAUGCGACGUAGUAGUGUAAAAUAA